AUGACGGUCAAGUCACCCUUCUACAACAAGCCCUCGACCGCGACUAGUGUGGAUUCGUGCCACAAAUGCCCUUUAGAUUUUACCACGACUCCCAAGGACUCAAACGCAGUACCGGCUUCUACUCUCACAAAUCAAGCCCAGACUUUUCGUUCUGGCAUCGAGCAAACGCAAGUCACAGAUCGUUCCAACAGCAACAACAACAACACCUCUUCUUCUUCCAACACUCAUGUCGUUGCUGAACCGUGCAGCUCCAGUGCUGCGACAUCGGAUAUUGGAACAGCAUCCGUGACUUCGUGCUCGAACUGUGGCACCACCACUACUCCACUGUGGAGACGUUCCCCUCAGGGUGAAACCAUCUGCAAUGCAUGCGGCCUUUAUCUCAAAGCCCGCAACACUACUCGCCCGCCGUGGUUGAAGCGUAAUUCCACCAAGCGUCCUAUACUUUCCGCACCAGUUGCUCUGGCCCCUGCUCCACCCACUUUGACUCCCAUUGUGUCGCACAUUUCGCCCUCACCCGCUGCACCACAACGUCCUUUGCUCUCUUGCGCCAACUGCAGCACCACCACCACCCCUCUCUGGCGUCGUGACGAACAGGGCAACACCAUCUGCAACGCAUGCGGUCUUUAUUACAAGUUGCACAACGUCCAUCGCCCCAUGACAAUGAAGCGAUCGAUCAUCAAGCGU
This is a messenger RNA of Zychaea mexicana, 684 nucleotides long. RefSeq lists its product as uncharacterized. The transcript has 2 exons. The record is from RefSeq and is a predicted model, not a curated record. NCBI's taxonomy places the organism in Eukaryota, Fungi, Mucoromycota, Mucoromycetes, Mucorales, Lichtheimiaceae. Gene Ontology annotation, molecular function: DNA-binding transcription factor activity, RNA polymerase II-specific; zinc ion binding; RNA polymerase II cis-regulatory region sequence-specific DNA binding. The annotation marks the transcript as partial. Gene Ontology annotation, biological process: negative regulation of transcription by RNA polymerase II; positive regulation of transcription by RNA polymerase II.